AGUUAAGCAAGGUGUGUUAGCUUUUAACUUAUGCCAAGUAAGGGAUAACGGCCGCCAAGGUAACCUGUUAUACGUGACUCAUGGACAAGGGGAAAUGCAAUGCAUCCCGAGUCACGCAGUGUCAAUUUUCUUCCUGUUGAGAUUUCUCCACCUUGGUUGAUCCGAAUUCAGUUAUUUUUGCUGUAUAAAUGUUGUUAUCAAAGUGAAAUGGUUGCUGGCAUAAGUCAGCGGCGUUAGUUUGAGCACAUAAUUGACGUUUAACAUUCAAUGUUAGUCAAUGGGAGCCGAAAAUCGGCCAAUGGAGGCGUCCAAAGAAUAUUUAUCCGGAUGACGUGACAGCGGUUCAUCCACGCCCCGUAAAAAAGCGCGUUUCAGGAUAAACGAAAGUGCACUCUGAAUCUAUUUACCGGUUCUCUUCCUGUUCUCAUUUCCGUGAGGAAUCAGGGUUGAUGAUUUUCUCCGGUGGGAAAAAAAUGUAUUCGAUGAAAAUGGAGUGACUGCAGGUCUAGCUCCAACAUGAGUGAACAUGGAGACUCUGGUGGUGGAGGGAGUCAAGGAAAUACCAGUCCGAUCCAGAAACAAGGACCAAAUUCACCCAGCUGUGUGUCCAUGAAGAGUGACCAGUCAAAGGAUCAGGACAUCAACUUCAGUGGGGGAGACAGCUAUCCUGAUGCCAGUCGAACUCAGAAAGUGAGGCCAGACUCUCCUGCACCCAGCUGUGUGUCCAUGAAGAGUGACCAGUCGAAGGAUCAGGACAUCAACUUCAGAGGGGGAGAUGCUGUUUGUGAUCUCAGGAGCAGCUUUACUUCAAGCGCUGUGUUCAUGGAGAUUGAUCAGUCAAAGAGUUUCCGAAAAAGACACUGUCCUGACUCAAGCCCGGUUCAAUCAAAGAGAUCCUGUUCAUCUGUGCCCAGCUGUGUGUCCAUGAAAAGUGACCGGUCAAAGGGUUACCCUAUUGAAUUUAAACAUGAAGAACGUCCUGAUCCCGGCAUCCAACAGGAAGAGCAAAGAGUUAAUCCAUCCUUGAGCAGAUCUUAUGAAAAUGAGUUGUCGACUGUAUUCAAGGAGCUUGAACACAAAGUCGUCACUUUCAUGAAGAAUGAACUAAAGCGACUCAAGAAGCUCUUGAGUCAUGAUUACCCAGAAUCCCCUUGUGGUGAGGAGGAGGAUGAGCAGGACCAGAGAGAUGCAAGAGAUGGAGCUCUGAAGAUCGCAGUGCACAUCCUGAGGGACAUGAACCAGGAGACCCUCGCUCAGCAGCUGGAGCAAAAUGGACUGCUUCUUAGAUGUCAACAACAGCUCAAAUACAGGCUGUCAAAGAAGUUUGAGAGUGUAUUUGAAGGCAUCCCAAAGCAGGGAAACUCGAUUUUUCUGCAGAAGAUCUACACAGAGCUCUACAUCACAGAGGGGGAAAGUGUAGCGGUCAAUACCGAACAUGAGGUCCGACAGAUUGAGAUGGCAUCCAAGAGACAAGUAACAAAGGGGGACACACAAAUCAAAUGUACUGAUAUUUUCAAGCCCUUACCUGGACUAGACAAACCCAUCCGAACGGUGCUGACAAAGGGAUUGGCUGGCAUUGGGAAAACGGUCUCUGUCCAGAAGUUCAUUCUGGACUGGACUGAAGGAAAAGCCAAUGAGAAACUUCUCUUUAUAUUUCCCCUUCCUUUCCGGGAGCUGAACCUGAUGAAGAACAAGACAUACAAUUUGAUGGACAUCAUCCAUCACUUUUUCAGUGAAACAAAAGGAGUCACCCUCUCUAACCAGAACAAACACAACAUUGCUUUCAUCUUUGAUGGUCUAGACGAAAGCAGAUUUCCUCUGGAUUUCCAGCAUAAUGAGUCCAUCUACAAUGUCACAGAUCAUGCUACAGUUGACGUCCUUCUGACAAACCUCAUCAAGGGGAACCUGCUUCCCUCUGCGCUUGUAUGGAUCACCUCCCGACCAGCAGCAGCCAAUCAGAUCCCUCCUGAGUGUGUUAACCAGGUGACAGAGGUACGAGGUUUUAAUGACCCACAGAAGGAGGAGUACUUCAGGAAGAGAAUCACAGAAGAGGAGCUGGCCAACAGAAUCAUCACACACCUGAAGUCAUCCAGGAGCCUCUACAUCAUGUGCCAAAUUCCAGUCUUCUGCUGGAUGGCAGCCACUGUUCUGGAGAGCAUCCUGACUGAAGCAGAGAACGGAGAGAUUCCAAAAUCUUUAACUCAAAUGUACACACACUUCCUGAUCAUACAAACAAAACACAUUAGUCAGAAGUAUGAAAAACAGGAAGCAGAUACACUCUGGAACUCGAACACCAUUCUGUCCCUGGGGAAACUGGCUUUUCAGCAGCUGGAGAAGGGUAAUCUGAUCUUCUAUGAGGAGGACCUGAGAGAGUGUGGCAUUGAUGUCAGAGAAGCAUCAGUAUACUCAGGGAUGUGCACCCAGAUCUUCAGAGAAGAGGCUGGACUGUUCCAGGGGAAAGUUUUCUGCUUUGUUCAUUUGAGCAUUCAGGAGUUUCUAGCAGCUUUAUAUGUGUUCUUGCACUUUGCCAUGAGAGAGCGUAGUAUGCUUGACCAACACCAAACGUCUCAACUUCAUUCACUGUUCAGUGCUAACAGUCUUUAUGAGCUUCACCAGUCUGCAGUGGACCUGGCCUUAAAAAAUGAAAAUGGACAGUUGGACCUUUUCCUGAGGUUUCUCUUGGGUCUCUCACUGGAGUCCAAUCAUAAACUAUUACAAGACCUGCUGCCACAGACAGGAAGCAUUUCACUGAACACAGAGGAAACGGUCAAGUACAUCAAGCAGAAGAUCAGAGAAGCUCCCGACCCAGAGAGAUGCCUCAACCUGUUCCACUGCCUGAAUGAACUGAAUGACCACUCUCUGGUGGAGGAGGUCCAGAGUUACGUGAGGAAGGGAGAUGAACUCAGAGAGGAUCUCUCUCUUUCCCAGCUGUCAGCUCUGGCCUUCGUGCUGCUGAUGUCAGAGCAGGAACUGGAGGAGUUUAACCUGAAGGAUUAUGGACGAUGUAGUUCACCUGCCAGAUCAGAUGCAGGUCUGCUGAGGAUGUUGUCAGUGGUCAAAGCAUCAAGAAGAGUCCAGUUGAGGUGUUGUAACCUGACAGAGAACAGCGGCACAGCUUUGGCUUCAACUCUUAGCUCAAACACUUCCGAUAUGAGACAUCUAGACUUGGCUUAUAAUAAUCUGGGAGAUUCAGGAGUGGAGCUGCUUUCUACUGGUCUGGAACAGGCCAAGUGUGAACUGGAGACACUGGAACUGAAGAGUUGUAACCUCAAAAAGAAGAGCUGUGUAGCUUUAUCUUCAGCUCUCAGAACAAACCCCAAUCUGAGACAGCUGGACCUGAGUGGCAACAAUCUGGGAGACUCGGGAGUGGAGCUGCUUUCUUCUGGUCUGACACACAAGUGUAGACUGGAGAAACUGGUGCUGAGGGGCUGUAAACUCACAGAGAGGAGCUGUGCAGCUUUAUCUUCAGCUCUCAGCUCAAACUCUUCCAGUCUGACACAGUUGCACCUAAGAGGUAAUUAUCUGGGAGAUUCAGGAAUGGAGCUGCUUUCUACUGGUCUGACGCAUCCAGACUGUAGACUGGAGACACUGGAGCUGAGAGGUUGUAGCCUCACAGAGAAGAGCUGUGCAGCGUUAUCUUUAGCGCUCAGCUCAAACUCUUCCCGUCUGAGACAACUGAACCUGAGUUACAAUGAUCUGGGAGAUUCAGGAGUGGAGCUGCUUUCUACUGGCCUGGAGAAUCUAUACUGUAGACUGGAGAAACUAGAGCUGCAGUACUGCAAGCUUACAGGAAAGAGCUGUUCGUCUCUGGCUUCUGCUCUCAAAUCAAACCACUCCAGUCUGAGAGAGCUGAACCUGAGGUACAACUGGCUGCUAGAGUCUGAUGUGGAGCUGCUUUCUUUCCUUCUGAAAGAUCCUACAUACAAGAUCACUGAACUACAAUAUUAACUGGGGGAGCCAUCCGUCUGAUUGGAGCAGAGCUGCUGCAAAAGCUGUCGUUUCCAGACACUCAGGACCUGUUGAUCAGUCAGCUGCCCCACUUAUCACCGAGAUGUGGCUACCUGUUUACUGCUACACUUUAAUGUGUUUUGUAGUUGCAUCUCUAAUGUCACUCUGGGAGAAAAACACUAAAUGUCAUUCAAACAUGAUUUAUUCAGUGUGUAUAUAGUGUUGUCUGUGUAUACUACUGUAUGUACCAUGAGAGGGAUACACAGGGAUACAUUGUGUGCAGGCUGUGGUUUUCAGGGAAUGAUGGAUUCCUCAACAUUGGAAGACUUGAUAGAUGAUGAUGGAUGACUGCAUUAUAAUAUUUUAAUCAUUUUUUUAUUUUAUUUUCUUGUUUCUGUUUACCUCUGUAUAUCAUGUUGUUUUUGUCGACUUUGUUGAAUUUUGUUGAAUCGUGUGUGUUUGUAUGGCUGCUAUCUUGGCCUUGUCUCUCUUGCAAAAGAUGUUUUUCAUCAUUACUUCCUUGUAAAAAAAAAUAUAAAUGAAGUAAACUAAA
Messenger RNA from Alosa alosa (allis shad), 4501 nucleotides. Its product is annotated as NACHT, LRR and PYD domains-containing protein 3-like. The transcript is spliced from 15 exons. Gene Ontology annotation, molecular function: protein binding. Lineage: Eukaryota; Metazoa; Chordata; Actinopteri; Clupeiformes; Clupeidae. The record is from RefSeq and is a predicted model, not a curated record. The coding region runs from base 517 to 3948 and encodes 1143 amino acids.